Messenger RNA from Alligator mississippiensis (American alligator), 10995 nucleotides. RefSeq names its product dedicator of cytokinesis 3 (gene DOCK3). The coding region runs from base 45 to 6749 and encodes 2234 amino acids. Gene Ontology annotation, molecular function: guanyl-nucleotide exchange factor activity; small GTPase binding. The transcript is spliced from 55 exons. Lineage: Eukaryota; Metazoa; Chordata; Crocodylia; Alligatoridae. Gene Ontology annotation, cellular component: plasma membrane; cytoplasm. The record is from RefSeq and is a predicted model, not a curated record. Gene Ontology annotation, biological process: small GTPase-mediated signal transduction.
CGGUACGGGCCGCGGGCGCGCGGGAAGGCGGGGAGCGUUGGCGCAUGCGCAGGAGGCGGCGGUGGGGGCGGCGGCAGCGCGAGUCCUUCGGCGGCGGUGGCAGGAGGCGGCAGGCGCCGCGGAGCUCCCCAGGCCGUUGGUGGCGGGAGGGCGGGGAGGCGAGAGCUGCCCGAUGCGCAGCGUUGAGGCACCGGGGGAGCCCCGCGCCGAGCACCCUGCCGCCCCCGCACCGGCCCCGGCCCGCGGGGCGGCCCUGCCCCUGCCCCUGCCCCGGGGGUGGCGCGGAGCAGCGGCCCCGCCGCCCGCAGGAGAAGCCGCCCCCGCUCCAUGAGCGGCGCUCGCCCGCGCCGCUCGGCGACGGGGGGACGGCGGCCAGCGGCGGCAGCAUGUGGAGCCCGACCGAGGAGGAGAAAUACGGCGUGGUGAUAUGCAGUUUCCGUGCGUCUGUGCCACAGGGCUUAGUCCUGGAACUAGGAGAAACUGUCCAGAUCCUGGAAAAAUGUGAAGGCUGGUACAGAGGUGUUUCUAUUAAGAAGCCCAAUGUAAAGGGGAUCUUUCCUGCCAAUUAUAUUCACCUGAAAAAAGCAAUAGUCAGCAACAGAGGGCAGUAUGAAACUGUAGUUCCUCUUGAAGACUCUGUUGUGACUGAAGUCACAGCAACACUCCAAGAAUGGGCUGUCCUCUGGAAACAGCUUUAUGUAAAGCAUAAAGUAGAUCUUUUCUACAAACUGCGCCAUGUGAUGAAUGAGCUCAUUGACCUGCGUAGACAGUUACUGUCAGGUCACUUGACACAGGAUCAGGUGCGAGAGGUCAAGAGACAUCUCACAGUGCGGCUGGAUUGGGGGAAUGAGCAUUUGGGCCUGGAUCUAGUUCCUCGGAAGGACUUUGAGGUGGUGGAUUCAGAUCAGAUCAGUGUCUCAGACCUUUAUAAAAUGCAUUUAUCGAGCAGGCACAGUGUCCAGCAGAGCACAUCACAGGUGGAUACAAUUCGCCAGCGUCAUGGGGAAGCUUGCCGUAUGCCAAUACCUCAUCAUUUCUUCCUUAGUCUAAAGAGCUUCACCUAUAAUACGAUUGGAGAGGACACAGAUGUCUUCUUUUCUUUGUAUGAUGUUCGAGAGGGGAAGCAAAUCAGUGAAAGGUUUAUGGUGAGAUUAAACAAGAAUGGAGGCCCCAGGAAUCCGGAGAAGAUAGAUCGGAUGUGUUCCCUUUUCACAGAUCUCAGCAGCAAGGACAUGAAGAGAGACUUGUACAUAGUUGCCCAUGUAGUUCGAAUAGGUCGCAUGCUGCUAAAUGAUUCAAAAAAGGGUCCCCCACAUCUCCAUUACCGUCGGCCCUAUGGCUGUGCAGUAUUGAGCAUCAUGGAUGUACUUCAGUCCAUCUCUGAACUGAAAGAAGAAAAGGAUUUUGUUCUGAAAGUUUACACGUGCAACAAUGAAAAUGAAUGGUACCAGAUCCAUGAAAACAUUAUCCGCAAGUCCAGCACCAAAUACACAGCACCCAGCUCCAACUAUGGACUUAUCAUUUCUCUACAGCUCCUUCGUGGGGACAUGGAGCAGAUUCGAAGGGAAAACCCCAUGAUCUUUAACAGAGGCAUAGCUAUUACCAGAAAACUGGGUUUUCCUGAUGUCAUAAUGCCAGGUGAUAUACGCAAUGACUUGUACCUGACACUAGAGAGGGGGGAUUUUGAGAGAGGUGGAAAGAGUGUGCAGAAGAACAUUGAAGUGACCAUGUAUGUUCUUUAUGCAGAUGGAGAGAUCCUGAAGGAAUGUAUCAGCCUGGGUUCAGGAGAGCCAAGCAGGAGUGCAUACCAUUCUUUUGUCCUCUACCAUAAUAACAGCCCUCGGUGGGGGGAGAUCAUCAAAUUGCCCAUCCCCAUUGACAGGUUUCGUGGGUCUCACCUCCGCUUUGAGUUCAGGCAUUGCUCCACAAAAGACAAAGGGGAAAAGAAGCUCUUUGGCUUUGCAUUCACUCCACUGAUGAGAGAUGAUGGCACCACCUUGUCAGAUGAUAUCCAUGAGCUUUAUGUUUAUAAGUGUGAUGAGAACAGUACAUUUAACAACCAUGCACUAUAUCUGGGAUUGCCCUGCUGCAAAGAGGACUACAAUGGUUGCCCUAACAUCCCUUCCAGCCUCAUUUUCCAACGCAGCACCAAAGAGACUUUUUCAAUCUCUACCCAGCUCUCCUCUACCAAACUUACCCAGAAUGUGGACUUGCUUGCUCUUCUGAAAUGGAAAGCUUACCCAGACCGUGUAAUGGAUAUCCUAGGAAGACUGAGGCAUGUCAGUGGUGAGGAAAUUGUUAAGUUCCUGCAAGACAUUCUAGACACACUAUUCGUGGUUUUGGAUGACAAUACAGAAAAGUAUGGACUAUUGGUCUUCCAAUCUUUGGUGUUCAUCAUAAAUCUGUUGCGUGACAGCAAAUAUUUCCAUUUCCGACCUGUGAUGGACACUUAUAUUCAGAAGCACUUUGCAGGUGCACUGGCUUACAAAGAAUUGAUCCGUUGUUUGAAGUGGUACAUGGACCGGUCGGCUGAACUUGUGAGACAAGACCAUAUCCAGGAAGCAAUGAGAGCCUUGGAAUAUCUUUUCAAGUUCAUUGUCCAAUCUCGGAUCCUUUACUCCAGAGCAACUUGUGGAAUGGAAGAGGAGCAGUUCCGCUCCAGCAUUCAGGAGCUUUUCCAGUCCAUCAGAUUUGUCCUCAGCUUGGACAGUAGGAGCUCCGAGACGCUAAUCUUCACACAGGCUGCUCUGUUGAAUUCAUUCCCUGCGAUCUUUGAUGAGCUGCUGCAGAUGUUCACAGUGCAGGAAGUAGCAGAGUUUGUGAGAGGAACUCUAGGCAGCAUGCCCAGUACAGUGCACAUUGGGCAAUCAAUGGAUGUUGUUAAGCUGCAAUCUAUAGCACGCACUGUGGACAGCCGCCUGUUUUCUUUCUCAGAGUCCCGGCGCAUCCUACUGCCUGUGGUUCUUCAUCACAUUCACCUUCACUUGAGACAGCAGAAGGAACUACUCAUCUGCUCUGGGAUCCUUAGUAGUAUCUUCUCCAUUAUCAAGACCAGUUCCUUGGAGGGAGAUGUCGUGGAGGAGGUUGAGAUGAUGGUGGAGAGCCUCCUGGAUGUACUUUUACAGACUCUGCUUACUAUCAUGAGUAAAUCGCAGUCUCAGGAGGCGGUAAGAGGGCAACGCUGCCCGCAGUGCACAGCAGAAAUCACUGGGGAGUAUGUGUCCUGUCUCUUGUCUUUGCUUCGUCAAAUGUCAGACACUCAUUUCCAGCAUUUACUGGACAACUUCCAAAGCAAGGAUGAAUUAAAGGAGUUUCUUCUGAAGAUUUUCUGUGUGUUUCGGAACCUGAUGAAAAUGAGCGUUUUUCCUCGGGACUGGAUGGUGAUGAGGUUACUCACCAGCAAUAUCAUAGUUACAACAGUUCAGUACCUGUCUGCUGCACUGCACAAGAACUUCACAGAAACAGACUUUGAUUUUAAGGUGUGGAACUCCUAUUUUAGUCUGGCAGUUUUGUUCAUAAAUCAGCCAAGCCUCCAGCUGGAAACUGCCACUCCAGCCAAGAGAAAGAAGAUUCUGGACAAAUAUGGUGAUAUGCGAGUGAUGAUGGCAUAUGAGCUUUUCAGCAUGUGGCAGAACUUGGGGGAACAUAAAAUUCAUUUUAUUCCUGGAAUGAUUGGACCCUUUCUUGGUGUCACGCUGGUCCCACAGCCAGAAGUCCGUAACAUCAUGAUCCCCAUCUUUCAUGACAUGAUGGACUGGGAGCAAAGGAAAAAUGGAAACUUCAAACAGGUGGAAGCUGAGUUGAUUGAUAAGUUGGACAGCUUGGUAUCAGAAGGAAAAGGAGAUGAGAACUACAGGGAGCUGUUCAGCCUGCUAACACAGCUUUUUGGGCCCUAUCCCAGCCUGCUGGAGAAGAUUGAACAAGAAACAUGGCGGGAGACUGGCAUCUCCUUUGUUACAUCAGUCACGCGCCUCAUGGAGCGUCUUCUUGACUAUAGGGACUGCAUGAAAGGAGAUGAAACAGAGAACAAGAAGAUUGGCUGCACCGUUAACCUGAUGAACUUUUACAAAUCUGAAAUUAACAAAGAAGAGAUGUAUAUCCGCUACAUUCACAAGCUGUGUGACAUGCACCUACAAGCUGAGAACUACACAGAAGCUGCAUUUACAUUGCUUCUGUACUGUGAGCUGCUUCAGUGGGAAGACAGACCUCUGCGAGAGUUCCUGCACUACCCAUCUCAGUCAGAGUGGCAGCGUAAGGAAGGGCUGUGCCGGAAGAUUAUCCAUUACUUCAACAAAGGGAAGAGCUGGGAGUUUGGAAUCCCCUUGUGCAGAGAGCUAGCCAUUCAGUAUGAAAAUCUUUAUGAUUAUCAGAGCCUCAGCUGGAUUCGGAAAAUGGAAGCUACGUAUUUUGAUAACAUCAUGGAACAGCAGCGCUUGGAACCUGAAUUUUUCAGAGUUGGUUUUUAUGGUCGGAAAUUCCCCUUCUUCCUGCGAAAUAAAGAGUAUGUAUGUCGAGGCCAUGACUACGAAAGGCUGGAGGCCUUCCAACAGAGGAUGCUGAGUGAAUUCCCACAAGCUAUUGCGAUGCAGCACCCAAACCAUCCAGAUGACUCCAUCUUGCAGUGUGAUGCUCAGUAUUUGCAGAUUUAUGCAGUGACUCCCAUCCCAGAAAGUAUAGAUGUGCUGCAAAUGGACCGAGUCCCUGACCGCAUAAAGAGCUUUUAUCGUGUUAAUAAUAUCAGGAAAUUCCGCUAUGAUAGGCCUUUUCACAAAGGCCCAAAGGACAAGGAGAAUGAAUUUAAGAGCUUGUGGAUUGAACGUACCACUCUGACCCUGACACACAGUUUACCUGGGAUCUCUCGGUGGUUUGAAGUGGAGAGGAGAGAGCUGGUUGAAGUAAGCCCUUUGGAAAAUGCCAUUCAAGUGGUUGAGAACAAAAAUCAGGAGUUGAGGACAUUGAUCAGCCAGUAUCAGCACAAACAAAUGCAUGGGAACAUUAACCUGCUCAGCAUGUGCCUGAAUGGAGUGAUUGAUGCUGCUGUGAAUGGCGGCAUAGCACGGUACCAGGAGGCCUUUUUCGAUAAAGAUUAUAUCACCAAGCACCCUGGAGAUGCAGAGAAAAUCACACAGCUCAAGGAGCUCAUGCAGGAACAGGUUCAUGUCCUAGGAGUGGGUCUGGCAGUACAUGAGAAGUUUGUACACCCCGAGAUGCGUCCCCUGCAUAAAAAAUUAAUUGACCAGUUCCAGAUGAUGCGAUCUAGUCUGUAUCAUGAGUUGCCUGGUUUGGAUAAACUGAGUCCAGCCUGUUCUGGUACCAGUACCCCACGCAGCAAUGUUCUGGUGUCACAUGGCCCUAUGAGCCCAGAGAGCAUGAAGCUGGUACAUCGACACAGUCCGUUGAAUUUGCUGGGUUCAGUCCGACACUCGUCAUCCUCUCUUUCUUCCCAUACAUCCAGUGAAACAGGAAACCUGGUUAUUCUCACAGACAGUUCUGUGGGGGAGGCUGCUGAAGAUAUGUAUCACAUGCAGCUUGUUUACCCUAACUCCAGGUACCAAGGCUCAGUCACCAACGUCUCUGUUUUAUCCUCGUCCCAGGCCAGCCCUUCCACCUCAAGCCUGAGCUCUACUCACUCGGCACCAUCCCAGAUGAUUAACUCUGCUCCUCCCAGUGCACGAGUGCUGGUGAAAGGUGCUGGAUUGACACCACUGGAGGCUGAAGCCCUCUAUUUAUCCACAGAACAGAUACAGCAUGGGCGGCAGCAGUGCAAGCUUCCCCACACUGCCCCCACCAAUGUGCCUCAUCUCUGUCCUGGAGGGACCACCUCUAGAGGCUCUCCCUCUCUACCAGAUAAGUACCGCCACACUCGGGAGCUGAUGAUGCUGCUGCCAACUCACCGGGACCGACCAAGCAGUGCCAUGUAUCCUGCAGCAAUCAUGGAAAAUGGACAGCCUCCAAAUUUCCAGCGCGCCUUGAUCCAGCAAGUGAUCGGACCAUGCAAACCAUGCAGUGAUCCCAAUCUAUCUGUGGCUGAGAAAGCUGUGCCAGCAGCGCCCAGUAGCUGGAGCCUAGACAGCGGAACCAGAGAGGCCCUGCCAUUCCUGUCUGCCCACGUUGGGAGCAUCUUGGCCCCACCAGUACCUCCCCGAAGCCUACCCCAUGGACACUACUCACUGCACUUUGAUGCCUUCCAUCAUCAGCUCAGUGACGCCCCCCCAGCAUUGCCAGCAAGAACACUGCGCAAGUCUCCUCUUCAUCCAAUCCCUGCAUCACCCACAAGUCCCCAGUCUGGCCUGGAUGGAAGUAACUCCACUCUGUCAGGCAGUGCCAGCAGUGGUGUCUUCUCCUUAAGUGAGAGUAACUUUGGACAUUCAUCUGAGCCCCCUCCUCGUACAGACACCAUGGAUUCUGUCCCUAGCCAGGCCUGGAAUACCGAUGAAGACUUGGAGACACCCUACCUCCCUGUCAGGUACAGUCUCUCUGAGCCUGAUGUCCUGGAGUCUCUCAAAUCUCAGCCAUGUCGAAGCCACUCUGCUCCAUCUGGAGUCAUUCCUCAGGACACCCUGGACCCUCCAGCUCUACCCCCUAAACCAUAUCACUCCCGGCUCCCAAAUUUGGAAAAUGAGGAGGGAAUGAUAAUGGAAGAAGAAGACAAACAUCGACCACUGCAUCGCAAGGUGUCCCAACCAGUCGGUGGUGGAAAGGAGGAGCAGGCCAGAGUAGCAUGGGAGCAUGGCGUCAGUGAGCAGUAGGCAGGACUCCCAAGAAGAAGUUUGUGUGGUCAUUCCAGGUCUGACAAGCAAGAAAUCAGAUAUAAAGCAUCAGAACUCAGAGGAGAGAACAGCAAACCAGUUCUUUAUUUUCUACUGCUAUGAGUUAAUGUCUGGAGCCCAUACAGAGGUUGGGCCAGCAUGUGAGGUUGCUGCUUUCCUUUUUAUUGCUUUUUUAUACUUUUCGGUUUUGUUAUUUUUUUAUUUAAUUUUUGUGCAGUGGGCGCUUUAUUCCUCCUGCAGUUUAUCAGACCACAUAAAGUGGCACAUAAGCUGCUAGCCAUAGAGACUUGCAGAAGCCGAAAAGAAAUAGAAUAUUGGAUGGGGGAUGUGGCAAGUUGUUUUUUUAAAAAUGCUUUCCUCCCGGUUUUGAGACGCACACAAGUAGAAGCAGUUGCACUAGGGACAUGUAUCUUUGCUGUAUAGAAGUGAAAGCUCUUUGCUGAAUUCAGGGAUUCCAUGAACUGUCAGGCUGGAAGGUGCAUGGUCUGCCAGCAGGGGAAACGUGGCUGUGCUAAGAAGAAAUUGGCUCAUCAAGGUGUUUUGAGCAUACACAACUGUGCAGUGGUCUCCCUGCAUUGGCUAACAUGUGCUGAAGUAAUUAACCACUGCUGACAGACUUCCAUACUGACCUGUGAGGUAUCAUUUCAAACAAACUCUGCCUCUCUUGGUUUUUCAUGUAUUAUUAAUAUUAUUAUUAUUUCCUUAAUUUCAUUUUUACCAGUUAAACCAACCUGCUUUUCCAUUGGAAUCUGUAUCCACUUGAUGCUAUAGGUUCAGAGAGGGUUAUGUAGCCCUGGGGGCUGCAACCCAAUUCUAGGCCUUUCUCAUGCCUGGCUCUGGGCAGGUUGUUGUCACCAGCACUUUUAUUCCAGUUAAGUAACCAGCUGAGUGGCUUAUGCCACAACUGGUUGAUGACUCAGCCAGUAAGAAGAGAAGGCUUAAAUACAUCAUGCCAAUCUUUGCCUCAGGGCUGAAUAUCUGCACAGUUCAUACCAACAUCCUAAUCCAGGAGCUGAGGUUCAUUAACUGUGUUUGUUAUUGUAAUAUCUAUGCCCCUCUGGUACAGCUCUAUGCUGCUAGUGCACAAGGCCUCCAUCUCUCUCUCUGCAGAUAGGACAUCCAGUGAGAUGCUAGAAAUAUCCAAUGUUUAGUGAGCACUCCGGAGUCAGGGAUUUUAAAGGUGACCUGUAAAAAGAGGAAAAAUGUAUGUUCCUUUUUUGGCUUCUUUAUGACAUAUAUAGAAGACUUGACAAGCUUUUCUUUCUUUUUUAAAUUAUACAAGGGUUUCUCCCACUAGUUUGUUUUUAUAUUACACUAUAAAGUCUUGACUUCCCUUUUAUGCUGGCAGACUACAUGAAGGAUUGGAGAAUUAUGACUGCACACAACCUUGCCCUUUUACAUAUGAACUGCGAAUCCUCUCACUUUUGCUUGCAAGUCCUUCAAGGAAUAUUCUUCAAGAAGGAAAUACAAUUCCAACUAUCCAAUAUUCCUAAGAUAAACAAGCCAAAAGCCCCCACAUCCCAGCCUUCUUUGUAAUCUUCUAGUAAUUUCUUGUAUUUGUAUAUUGCUUUUCAUCUCCAGAUCUCAAUGCACAUUCCAGAGGAGGGUAAGUAUCAGUGCCCCUCUUUUUUAUGGUUGGAGAAACAGAAGCACAGAGAAACUUAGGAACUUGCCCAAUAUUGCAUCAGUUAGUGUCUCCCAUUUCUGUGCCCUAUCUGCAUUGCCUCCCAUACAUCAUAAAUAUUAGAAAGGAACAAAAAAAAAAGAGAAAAAGCUCCCCCUGCUUUGCAGGUCACCUUUAGCUCUACUUCUAAGUUAGGUGACUGGGCACAGUAUGCCACUUCUGAGCUCUCCCAAGGAUAGUAGAUCUGUAUUAAGCCGGAUUUAACUGACUGUUAAAUGGAGAGGCUUUUGAGAUGCUUUCUUUCUUCUCUCUCAAGCUCUAUCCCCUGAAAAAGAAAUAUAGUUCUGUUUGCAUUUCUUUGGUCUGCCUGGAUAGAAAAACCAGUUUAUCCUGCAUCCUUUAAUUUGCACUAGAGCAGGACCUUUGGAAUUGCUGUAUCCCUUACCAUUAAAAUGUAGGUGUUGAAAUUUGGCUCAGGAUUGGCAUUUCAUCUCUAGCUGGAAGGACAGCUUACCACUUUCAAGGCUGGCCUGCAAAGAAGUGGAAAAUGAUGAAUGCCUUUAUAAAGGUCACAUUUGUGGGAGGCCUAUCUCUUUGGCUGGGUAAAUCAGGGUCAGCCUUUUGAAAUUAGAUGGGUUAUUCUUGUAGACUGGAAAAUCUGACCCUGGAUUUUUUUUAGGAAUUGUUAUCAAAGCAAGACAUGUGUUUCCCUUUUUUUGUAGAAGAGGUGAACAGUGUUGUACUGAGGGAUGUAUUGGAGUUAAUAGUGGAGUGAAUUUAUUUCAUUUAAUAUUUAACCUGCCUAACUAGAGCUCUGAAGGAUUUCCUAAAGCAUAACACCCUAGCCUGACUGGAGGACUUCAUCUAUCAUGGAGAAACCCAGCUUAGAUGUCAGAUUUUUUAAGUUUUUUACACAUGUAAGAAUCAUAGAACAAUAGGGAUGAAGGGAGCUCAGGAGAUAAUUUAGCCCAACCCCCUGAUCAAGGUAGGAUCAUCCCUAUCUAAAAUAUCCCAAACAAAUGUAUAGAAUCAUACCAUGGUUGAAAGCUAGGUAAGAUGAUCCAUUAGAUCAGCAGAGGACAACCAUUUUAGGCUUCAGGCCGGAGUAACCAGUUUGAGUUGGAGAGAAGGACAGGUGUUAGGACCCAGCCACUGCCACUGUUUUUUCUAUGAUGGCAUGAGGGAAGUGCCCACAGUCAGUGGUUCCCUCUGUGGAAGUAGGGGAAAGCUACUGCUACUGAAGCCCCUGCCACUGAAUACCACUGAAGCCUCUUGUCUGUGGGCUGAAUCAAAUGGCUCCAAGGGUUGUAAGUUGCCAACCCCUACAUUAGAUCAUGGAAAUGGGUAUCAGGUAAUUCUACAGAAGGUCCAUAGUGCACGAAUAGGGAGGGGGCAAAUUCAGUUAAUAAACAUAUACUUGAGCCUCCUUGGGAUUUUUCUGAACCAUGGUCAAAUUUCAACAAAAUGCUUUAUGUAUCCUUUAAAUGCUCAGUUUAAAAGAGCAGGAGAGGAGGUAAGUUUCAAGCAUGAUUAAGACCUUGAAAAUAUGAAACUACUCUGGGGAAGAAUAUCAUUGUCCAGUAUUAGCAAGAAAGUUGAGGACCCAGUUCAGCCCUUGGGAACAGACUCCAGGUGCUGAAUUAAGGCUGGAUUUGAGGCUGUGAAUUGCCCCCCAGGAUACUGUGCUUUCUGUAACCCAGCAUUGUAAACAGAUGUUUACAAGGGGCAUGGUGAUUCCAUUCUCAUUCACCAAGUAUGAAAUGAAAAAUACUUCUUUUGGGUUCUUGAGCAACAGACCAGCAUGUGGAUUCAAGAGAGGAUGGGUGGAGUCUUGCAGGAAUUUAUGAAUCCAUCCAACACUGGUUGGGACUACUGCCCCAUCUGAAGGAAAAGGGAAUGGGCAGAGGCAGUGGUGGAGGGGGAGCAAUCAGAAUCGUAUUGAAGACUCCACUACCUUUGUUCUUUGGUUGGGAAGGAUGUUUUGUUUACAUUGCCACAUGCAAGACCAUAGGGAUUUUGAUUUUUAUUUUUUAGGUUCUUUUCCCCUAUGUGGGUGGGCAAAGGGACCUUGCAUAUCCUCCUGUUAGAGGAUCAGCCAAAUUAGGAAGGCUAGAGAGAGCAGGAGCCUUUGGGAAAAAAAUCGUGUGAUAUUUAACUUUUCCUUCCAUCAUGCUUCUUUGUAAAUAUCCUAUUUGAAUGCUGUGUAUUUGUACAGGAAAUUGAGCAAAAAAUGUAUAGAUCGUGAUGUCUGACUGGUUCUCUGCCUUGUAAAUGUGUUUUUAACCUCUGGCAUUCUGUGCUUAUUUAAAAAAAGGCAAAAACGUCUAACCACUUCUCUUUUGUGUAUUCAUGUUUAAAAAAAAGGUCAAAAUACUUAACUAUAAUGGAAAUCAAAUUUAAAAGUAAAAAAAAAAAUUUGUACAAGUGUCCUAAAGGUAUUUCAUUGUAUAUAUUGUGAUAGCAUGUUUCUGGAACCAACAAAUAAGUGAUGUGAAUUUUAGAUGUAAAUAUUUGCUGUUUGUUUUGGGGUUUUUUCCUUUCCCUUCCCCAUUCACUCGACUGCUGUGAUGUGGAAUUAAAGAUUAAUACCUGAUAUUAAAA